GCAACAAAUAUUACAGAAACAAAACAAACGCCGCUCAUGUCAUUAAGGAUUUGUUUCAUUGCAGUGAAUCUAACGCUCUUGAGGAGUGUUAGCUCGGUGGUCGGAAAUAAUUUCAUUCGCACAAUGUCAACUGAAGGGCUGGUGACCUGUGACUACGAGGUCUUCGGGAGGGUGCAAGGUGUCUUUUUCCGGAAGUACACCGCCAAUCAAGCGAAAUCCCUCGGCUUAAAUGGAUGGGUUAUGAACACUGAUGCUGGUACAGUAAAGGGACAACUGGAAGGGCCAGAGGAUAAAGUUAACGAGAUGAAGAAGUGGCUGGAAUUCACAGGGAGUCCAAGCUCAAGGAUAGAUAGAGCUGUGUUUACCCCAACAACUCCAGUAAACAAGGCUAAAUUUACAUCGUUUGCUAUCAAGCGAUAGAUCUCCUAAUAUAGUAUUAUGAUAUGUGUUUUGAUUCGAUUGUAACUAUUUAUGAAUGAAUGAACCAAGAAUUAAAUAAAUUUUCCCAAGAUUGA
Hermetia illucens (black soldier fly) is the source of this 515-nucleotide messenger RNA. Its product is annotated as acylphosphatase-2-like. The transcript has 4 exons. Bases 37 to 420 code for a protein of 127 amino acids. Gene Ontology annotation, molecular function: acylphosphatase activity. NCBI's taxonomy places the organism in Eukaryota, Metazoa, Arthropoda, Insecta, Diptera, Stratiomyidae. The record is from RefSeq and is a predicted model, not a curated record.